UCACACGCUCAGUUGCCUUCGCGACACCAGCACAGUACCACGCGAACAUGGCGGGUGUAGAAAAACUUUGUUUGUUUAUUGUAUUAAUACUUCAAGUUAAAGGGGAUCCGGAUCCUCAGUUAGACUUACCACCGAUACCGCAAGUUUCGACGCAGAGGAAUUUUGGAUACGGCCUUCUCUCGAGCACACCAAAUAAUUUCCAGUAUAGUACUCCUCGUCCCGUAUCGAGCACUCCAGGAGUAUAUCCAGUAUCUUCCACCCCUUAUAAUACGGGGAUUAGUCCGGAUAUAAAUAACAAUGGAUAUCCUAGUUUGGAUAACGGGAAUAGAAGGAAUCCGAGCUCAACUGGCCGUCCUUAUGACAACGAUGAUAGAAUAGAUGUCAACAAUGACCCUAAUUUUAGAAGGAACGAUCCAGGCUUCGCUAGGAAUGACCCUAAUUAUCUCGGAGCGAAUCCUUACGAUAUAAGAGGGAACGGGAUAGAUGAUAGAUUGGAAAGAGUGAAUAUACAGCAAGUGAGGGAGUUUCUGGCCCAGGCGGAUGAGCAGGCGUCGAAGGAGUGCACUAAUAAUGUGGCCGCCCAGUGGAACUUUGAGACUGAAGUUACUGAUGCUACUCAGCAUGCUGCUUUGGAUGCUCAACAGCGCUACACACUUUUCCAAAGAGGCCUCUGGGAGACCGCCCAGCAAAUACCAAAAGGGGGCAUCAGAGAUUUCCCCACUUACAGACAAUUGCGCCUCCUGUCCAUUAUAGGACCCGCGGCGUUGCCACCGGAUCAACUUGACAGGUACAACCGCCUCAUAAACGACAUGCUGGCGGUCUACAACAACGCCGAAAUCUGCGCAUACAACGAGCCCUUUAAAUGUGGUCUCCAUCUCCAACCAGAGCUCCAACACAUCAUGUCACACUCAAGGGAUUGGGACGAGCUGCAACAUGUCUGGACCGAGUGGAGAAGAAACACUGGAAGGAGGAUUAGAGAUCUUUAUGAGCAGCUGGUUGAAUUAACAAAUCAUGCAGCUAGACUUAACAAUUUCACCGACGCCUCAGCUUACUGGAUGUUCCCGUAUGAGUCACAGAACAUGAGACAGGAAGUCGAUGAAGUUUGGGAACAGAUCAAACCCCUCUACGAAGUCCUCCACGCCUACGUCCGCCGCCGCCUCCGCGAGGCCUACGGCCCGGAGCGCAUCUCCCGCUCGGCGCCCAUCCCAGCACACAUUCUUGGAGACAUGUGGGGACAGAGCUGGGCUGGAAUCGUCCCGAUCACGCUACCGUACCCUGGAAAGAGCCUCCUCGAUGUUUCAGCUGAGAUGAAUCAACAGGGUUUCACCCCACUGACGAUGUUCCAACUAGCCGAAGAGUUCUUCGUCUCUAUGAACAUGUCCGCCAUGCCAGCAGACUUCUGGCCCUUGAGCGUGGUCGAGCAGCCCCCGGACCGUCAUAUCCACUGCCAGCCUUCUGCUUGGGACUUCUGUAACAGACACGAUUAUCGCAUCAAAAUGUGCACCCACGUGGACAUGAAGGACCUGAUCACCGCCCAUCACGAAAUGGCUCAUAUCCAGUACUUCUUGGCCUACAGAAACCAGCCGAAGGUGUUCAGAGACGGGGCUAACCCAGGUUUCCACGAGGCCAUAGGCGAAGCGAUCGCCCUCUCUGUCUCCUCCCCCCGCCACCUCCAGACCUUAGGCCUCGUCCAACGCUCCGUGGCCGACACGGCCCAUGAUACCAAUUAUCUUUUCACGCAAGCAAUGGACAAGCUGGCGUUCCUGCCGUUUGCGUUGUCUAUGGAUAGAUGGCGCUGGGAUGUGUUCACGGGCGAUGUUAGGAAGGAACAAUAUAACUGCCACUGGUGGAGGUUGAGGGAGCAGUACCAGGGCAUCAAGCCGCCAGUCCUCCGCUCAGAGCUGGACUUCGAUCCUGGUUCCAAGUACCACAUUCCUGCCAACAUACCCUACAUCAGAUACUUCGUCAGCACAGUGCUUCAGUUCCAGAUCCACCGAGCAUUAUGCGAAAGAACAGGCCAGUUCAUUCCUGGAGACGAGACCAGGCCUCUACACAAGUGUGACAUCUACAGGAACCCUGAGGCUGGAAGGAUUCUGACACGCCUGAUGGAACGAGGAUCCUCCGUACCCUGGACCCAGGUUCUUCAGGAGAGCAUCGGCGAGUCCCGUCUCAGCGGAGAAGCUCUCAGGGACUACUUCAGGCCGCUGGAGGAGUGGCUGCGGAGCGAGAACCUCAGGACUGGGGAGUACCUGGGCUGGAGUUAUGAUGGAGACUAUUGCAAGUUUAGCAUCGAAACGGCGGGUCUGCAAGUGUACGGUGGCUUCUACAACGCCGCCAGCCGACACGACCUCACGCACUUCGCUGUACUCCUCCUCAUCUCCUUCUUUACCACCGUUUUCAUUCGGUGGUGAUUUUGCGAUGAUUUCACCCUCACUGAACUCUUGAUUAGCUCCUUUUUUAUCACUUUUUCAUAGAGUGCGGUGGUGAUAUAGACAUGACCUGUCUUACUUCGCUGUUCGCUGAACCACCCUUAGCUGUUUAUUGUUUAUCUUAUCACUUUUCUUGUGUCAUUAUGUCUAUUUUCAUUCUGUGAUUUUGUACUUCUAGGUUUUCAUUUUGGUAUUUGUCCAUACAUAAUAGAAUAAAGCAGAUAAUAAUCUAUGUGUCUAUUUCUGAUAUUCAAUUUGCAAGAAAACGUCAGAGAGAAAGAAAGACGAUGAUUAUCCAUUAUAUUUGAUCAUUAUGCAGUAUUACUACUUAUAAUAAGGGAAACAGUGUAAAUGUUUAUAAUAAAAUAUGUAAUUAACAAUAACUUUAAGAGACACGAGAAUAUAAAUUUAUUUCCAAAUAAGUAGCUUGCAAAGAUUAUCCUGAUUAAUAAACAUUAGAAAAUUACCACACUAUUAUAUCGUUUUAGUGUUUAAUACUGUUAGAAUUAUUCUUUAAUAAAUUUGUUACUGUCAUUUUUUACGCCUUUAUCUAUAUUUUUAUUUAUUAUGUGAUAUUUUAUCUUCGAUAUAACAAUAUUUUAUAUUGAUGGGCAAAAUGAAUGACAUGUAGUUAAAUAUUUAUAUCAAAAGUGGCAAAUUUCAUAAUGGAUUAUACGUUAUGUCAAGUGAGGUUGGAGUUGUUUAAGUAAAUAUCUAUAAUUCAGGGUUAAUAAUGUACAUAAUAGUAUGUAGUUCAGUUAUUUUGUAAAUAUCUUUGUAAUAUCACGAGAUUUAUAACAUUAUAGUUUAUUGUGAUAAUGUUGAAUACAAUAAAACUAAA
Cydia strobilella is the source of this 3270-nucleotide messenger RNA. It is a transcript of the gene Ance-3, whose product is annotated as angiotensin-converting enzyme. The record is from RefSeq and is a predicted model, not a curated record. Gene Ontology annotation, cellular component: plasma membrane. The transcript is spliced from 12 exons. The coding region runs from base 48 to 2411 and encodes 787 amino acids. NCBI's taxonomy places the organism in Eukaryota, Metazoa, Arthropoda, Insecta, Lepidoptera, Tortricidae. Gene Ontology annotation, biological process: proteolysis. Gene Ontology annotation, molecular function: peptidyl-dipeptidase activity; metallopeptidase activity.